GACAAUCGAUCAAUCAGUUUGAUUAUUGACAGUAUUUAUUUACAAACACAAAGCUAAAUUGUUGUAAGCAAAAUUAGAUAGUGCAAUACACAUCUAGUAGUGUAUAAAUGACCAGUGAUGUCUCAAAAGUGUAUAGAAGAGACCGGACACAAACUAUCCAGUAAUAACGAGGAUAUUGUGCGGUAUUUGUGCGGUAUCGAAAAUGAAAGACAAACUUUGGAAGAUAUAAUUCAAAAACAAUAUCAAGAGCGAAAGAGAAUAGAGAUAGAAAUAGAAAAAUUAACGUAUAAGCUCUGUUUGAUUAACAAGAGUCUUUCGAUGCGCAUCAAGGCGAAGAACAAUUAUGAUAAGACCAUCGAAGAGAUCCAGUCACAUUACAGCGUGCUGGUAGACAGUUCUAACAAGCUGAGGAACCUUGUAGAAAAAACUCAAGCGGAUCUUGACGACAUCAUGAACAAAAAAAUUGGUACUGGUACCGGAGAAAAUAUUCCGCCAGGACUGACCCCUCUAACUGACCCCACUGAAUGCCCUUGCGAUAACACACCAGAAGAACCAACCAGGUUAAUCAAAACACAGAUGCCACCUGGUUCCUCUUCCGCAACUACCCCGAUUGCUUAUUCCACUCACAGCGUCACUUCUAACUUCACCAGCUCUUACGUGUCUGCGGCCAAUUCUACAGACAAAGCUGAUUUAAAAACCGAAUUAGAAGAUCCUAAAAGAAGCCAAUCCAGAGGCCUGGAACAAGGAUCAGCAAUGCGUGCAGCAUCUUCUCAAAACGGUCAACAAUCGUCUACAACUUGUACAGGUCAAUCUGUGGAUGACAUAUUAUCAACUGUGACUGGAGCAUCGGCGAUGUCAAAAUUAAAUGAAAUGAAAGAGAGAGAAUUGGAUGAUAGACCUAAAUCUGGAAAGAGUUCAAUUUUUAGAGAAUUUUAAUUUAAACAAGAUUGUUUAAACCCCUCAACAUUUAAAAUAACCAGAAAAUACAUAAUUAUGUUCUAUACUGAUAUAAAAAAAUAAUUUAAUGUUUUCUGUGAUCUAAAUUAUUGUUUAAAUGUAUCUAAU
Molecule: messenger RNA, 1065 nt
Organism: Sitophilus oryzae (rice weevil)
Lineage: Eukaryota; Metazoa; Arthropoda; Insecta; Coleoptera; Curculionidae
Exons: 5
Coding region: 118-936 (272 amino acids)
Cellular component (GO): ciliary basal body; centrosome
Source: RefSeq, a predicted model, not a curated record